AUGGCGGGGUGCGGGGCCGCGGAGCGCGUGUUCCCCGCUCUGCCCCGCCUGCAGCCGCUUUCCACGGCCCGGCGCCCACCCGCGCCGUGGUUCAAGGACGUCCAGGCUGCCCCCGGGACGGCUGUGGGCUGGCAGCGGGGCACGUGCCGGAGGCCGCGCGGGCGGCGGUUGAGCGCGCGGCGGUUGGUGCCACCUACCGACACGGACGCGUCGCAGCAGCCCGUCCCCGUCAGUGCCGACACCUUCCCCGCCAGGCUGCGGCGGCUGGUCAACAGCCCGCGCUGCCGCUCCGUUCGCUGGGGUGCCUCCGGCCGGGGGCUGGUCAUCAACCAGCCGCGCUGUGAGUGCGAGCUGCUGGGCGCCGGGCCGGCCGUCGCCGCGCAGCCGGGUGGCCGUGGGGCAGCGGCAGCCGCCGGUUUCUUCAAGAACUUCAGCAGCUUCAUCCGGCAGCUCAGUCUCUAUGGCUUCCGCAAGGUGGGGAUGUUGCCGGGGAGCAGUGUGGUGGGGGGGCCGGGCCCAGAGGGUGGACAAGGCAACGGUGGCAACUGCACUGGGCCCCUGCAUCACUUCCGCAGCCCCCACUUUUGCCGCGACCACCCCGACCUCCUUGUCCACCUGAAGCGCCUGACGACGGGCAACAAGGCGAAGAUGGCAGCGGGCCUGGAUGUGACCAGCCGCCCACCCAACCGCUUCCAGCGCUUGCCUGGCACGCCACUGAACGGGCAGCCGCUGCCUCCACCCUCGACGCUUAGCAGGCCUGCUGAUACAGCAACGUGUUGGUUCAGUGCAGUGAUCGGAGGAGACUUUAAUAGCCUUUUUGUGGCUGGCUCUUGGACCCGGGUGAUGCACCCCAUGGGUGCAGAGCUGUAA
Molecule: messenger RNA, 870 nt
Organism: Falco peregrinus (peregrine falcon)
Lineage: Eukaryota; Metazoa; Chordata; Aves; Falconiformes; Falconidae
Product: heat shock factor protein 5-like
Exons: 3
Coding region: 1-870 (289 amino acids)
Biological process (GO): regulation of DNA-templated transcription
Molecular function (GO): DNA-binding transcription factor activity; sequence-specific DNA binding
Source: RefSeq, a predicted model, not a curated record